This is a messenger RNA of Cryptotermes secundus, 2867 nucleotides long. RefSeq names its product pleckstrin homology domain-containing family D member 1. The coding region runs from base 157 to 1674 and encodes 505 amino acids. Lineage: Eukaryota; Metazoa; Arthropoda; Insecta; Blattodea; Kalotermitidae. The record is from RefSeq and is a predicted model, not a curated record. The transcript is spliced from 12 exons.
UUUACUUCCGUUUCUCAAGUUCCGGUAAUGGAUGCCAAUGUAUGGCAGUCUAAUAUUUUUGCGAACCUAUUUAAACAUAAAGUCAAUAUGCAUAAUAGUUUUUUUAGAAUAAAAUUUGCACAUACUGGUGUAAUAUUGUGAAUUAUAAGCAUAAAAAUGAGUGACAGCCACGACGAAUCGUUUAGUGUUUUCACCAAAGUUCAGAUCAGUGGUGUAUUAUUCAAGAAAUCAUUUGCGCCACAUUCAAAUAAAUGGUCUAAAAGAUUUUUCAUUGUCAAGGAGGGGUUUCUUCUGUACUAUUCAGAAAGUGAAAAGAAAGUUUUUGAUAAGAAAGGUUGUUUCAACAUUCAUCCAAAAGGCGUAAUUCCAGUUGGAGGAUGCAUUAUUCAGGCAUCUACUGAACUAGGCCAGGACUAUGUCAUAAGAAUCACAAGUGACAGCUUUGUACAUGGUUCAGUGGCUCUGGGAACAGAGACACGAUAUGACCAAGAUCGAUGGAUACAAGUACUUCAGGAAGCAGCAAGGAUAACAUGGGAAAAUUCUCGAAUGGGAGAAUCAAUCAUUCGUGAUUUGGAAUCUCAGGGACUGCAACUUAACAAGGAAAAACAGUCAUAUGUUGAAAAAUUACAUGAAGAAACCAUUGCAUUGAGAGAUGAGAUUGACAAAAAUGAGGAACUAGAGAAGUUAAACAUGGCUUUAGAUGAAGAGAAACAACGUCUGGAACAAAUGAUUAAAGAAUUUCAGAAGGAGCAUGAAAUUAUGAAAUUAGAAUAUGAGGAAACAAUUGGAGCCAUGAAGAUGGUGCAGCAAGACAAAGAGGCACUUCAGAGUACAACACAGAGUCUUCUAAACAGUUUAUCAGAACUUGAAGAAGAAAAGAAGAAAAUCCUGCAGAAUCUACAUCAGCCAAAGGGUCAACACAGUAGAACAUCUCAUUCAACGCAGAAUUUGCAGGUUCAUUUACAAGGUAUUGAAGAGGAGCAGAGGUAUCUUUUAGAAGAGAAGCAAGAGGUAGAAGAGAGAUUUCAAGAAAAUGAACUGAGAGCUAAAGUUCUGGAAGAAGAAAAGAAAAUUAUUUCUCAAAACUCCAACCAACUACUAUCUUCUUUAAAUGAUUUGCUUGUACAGCAAGAUUUGCCAGAAGCUGAGUUGCGGCUGGAAGUUUCAGCUCGUUUGGAAGCAGAGCGCCGGUUACGUUUGGCGCAAGAUUCAGUACACCAUCUAGAGGGUGCACUGCAGACUGACAUAAGUCCAUCCACACUGCGCACAAAAAUACUUCCAGAUGUGAAGAAACUGCGUAAAUUCUUUGAACACAUUGCCGAAGAAGCGCGGUUGGAUGCCAAUAUGCCUGUGAUAAUGAAGAAUGCUGUGUAUGCCCGCAAAACAUUAGCUAAAAAGGCACGGUCCCAGAUGCUGGAACAGAGCAGGCAGGAAAAUGCCAAGACACUCGGGAUCGACCUUGAUGAUAUACCUACUUCUGAUGCACCUUUAAAGAGGUCUUUAUCAAUUAUGAUUUCUAAGAAAAGUUUAAAGCCUCAUCUUACUAGGACCACAUCAACGAGAUCCUCAAAUGGCAUAGCAUUUGGUAAUCAGAGCAAGAGUAGUGACUCUGAUGGUAAGUCACCAGACAAGGAAAAUCACCUGCCCACCCUUGAAGAUGGUGACCAUCUGUAGAAUGAAGGAGAAAGAAUUUAUGCAGACUCCUUCAUAGGCCUUGAACCAAAAUCUUUCACCUCAGUGCUGUACUGGGUAUGAUGCCUUUACAGGGGUUUCUGUUGCAUAUGGUUUCAAACUGUAUCUUUCCACAUUCCAUUUAGAGAAGUAUUAUUAUGUAUUCUGAGCAAAAAUGCAAUGGUUUAAAAAGCCAACCUUCAAAUUAAUAUUUUGUUUCAAAGAAGUAUAAUAUAGGUAUUGCCAGUGUACCUCAUAGAUAUAAAACUGUUAAAUACAGAUACUUUUAUUUUUAACUUUGUACUGAAAUGAAAUAUGGUACUGAAUCUGUAUUAGUUACAGCACCAGAAGGCCAUGACACAUCACAACAGAUGCUGUUUCCUUCAGUUUUCAUCUCUCUAUUGCAGAGAGAAAUGUUCAUCCACAUUCCUCAGAGACAGUUGCGCUAUUUCAAGUGGUCCACAUGGACAUCUUUUACUUCAACUUUUGAGACAUAAGCACUUUGAAACCUAGCUAAUUCCAAGGAUUAAGUUUAUGCAACCAUAUAUUUGGACUAACUAUGAAAGCUUGGUAAGAUGGUGAAAUUAUUUUUUUAUAUAUUGCCUAAAUUACCAUUUUUUGGUACUGUUUUGUGAAAAGCCAUUUACUGACUGUGAUAUAAAUUUCAAGAAAAAGUUAUAAAUCUUAGACUGCAUAUCUGGGUGUAUUUAUAUAUUACCUAUUUGACAGUCUUGAUAAAGAAUUUUUUCUUUCAGAAAAUCUGCCUCCUUUUCUAAAAAAUAUGAAGCAAAAGUGCCAGUAUAUUCUGUCCUGUAUGUACCGUGUACAUAUUUGUAGAGUCUGGUUAAUUUUAAAAGUGUCAAAUAUAUACACAGUAGUUUGUUUUGGGGGUUAAAAUUUUCAACUUUGAACACAUUUCCUUGCAUACUAUUUAUACUUUUACCCAUUCUACCACACAGAGUGUGACUACCGUAUACGCAGUAACAACAUUUAAUUAUAUCUGAAGUUGUGAUGUGUUUGGAACAGUGGAACCUCGCUUAACGAGUAAUUUGCAUAACGAGCCAAACAAAUUGUAAAAAAAUGACUCGCUUAACGGGCAACGUUUCACAUAACGAGUGACAAGAGGGGAAGUCCCGGAUUGUGUGCUUGCUACAUCAGUCUCUGUUUAGCACUCGUUCCGCUAGCAUCUUAGUGUC